This is a messenger RNA of Lentinula edodes (shiitake mushroom), 1466 nucleotides long. RefSeq lists its product as uncharacterized. The transcript has a single exon. NCBI's taxonomy places the organism in Eukaryota, Fungi, Basidiomycota, Agaricomycetes, Agaricales, Omphalotaceae. The record is from RefSeq and is a predicted model, not a curated record. The coding region runs from base 213 to 1070 and encodes 285 amino acids.
AAAAGUUCAAUUUCAAGUCCGUGAUCGCACGUGGCAAAUCUGGCAUUGAGAAUUCUGAAUCUUCUGCCGACAUUUCUUCUGCGAGCGUCUUUGCUCAAGAGAAAUAGCUCUGGUAGGAUUAUACACCUGCUAGUGUUCUUCUCUCUAUUCUUUGGGCAAUAGUCCUUUCUCCGACCUACAUCUUGACUUUGCCGUCUUCCGGCUUCAACACAAUGGCAACGUCGAUACAACGUCAGCGAGGUGACCUGCCUCGCUUGAAUAUUCCCCCUGUACCCGCUUCUCUUGCCUUACAACAACCAGGGAUGCAUCCUCUUUAUUCUCCUGCGUUGCCCACCUCUUUACAACAAGGCUUCCAUCCACCGUUGCCCCUACCCGGUCACGGCGCUAUGCAGACUCCCAUGCAACCAUUUUUCAACCCAGUCCAGAUGAUACCACCUGGCGCGCCCGGUCGAAUGGGUCAUAGAGUUGGCCAACAGAGCAUGAAUUUCAACAUGGGGAAUAUGGGAAGCGUGGCUCAGCUCGCUGCUGCCGGAAUACAUCCGCCGAACGGGUUCCCUAUUACUCCUAUGGGUGGUCACUUUCCGAGGCAGUCCAUGGCUGGGUUUCCUGUUGGCAUGCCAGCUCCUCACAAUCCAUUUCCAAACCGAAAUAGGCGCCAACUGAGUAUCGGUGGUCCCCCCAAAGCUGUUCUAGGAGGGCCACAGAGAAAACUUAGCCCAAAUCCUCCUCCUUCAAGCGGUGUUAUUUCUACCGGUGUUAGUGGUUCCACUACGCCUCUCGGCCCCCCUCCAAAUUCCGCACCUACAGUCAAAGUGAAGAAACACAUUGUCAAUCUGCCGAAAGAAACAAUACCGUCAGACGAGGAAGGUGUUCCAGCUAUAAAGGCAGAAUUUGCCAGAGUGCCUUUGAAACCGGAGGAGGUUGUUGAUAUCACGGAACUAUGGUACCCAGAACUCAUGACCUGCGAAGAGUUUCCUCCAGAGGACUUUAGACAUCUAAUACCCCCCACCGUUGAUGUCUUUUUACCUGGAAAGGUGCUUAUCGUUGGUUCUGUCGUAUUCCAUUUUUGACCUCAUCAACCUAUUAGAUCGCUUGGGAAAGACUUAAACACGCUGCUAUUGAACAGAAAUUAGAGCAACUUGGUGUAGAACGCGGCGGGAGCUCUAGUGCUAGCUCGUUUGUGCAACCUUAUGCUCUUCAUGGAAGAGCUGCAUCUGUACGUGGUUCAAUUCUGUCCCCCCCCCUCCCCUCGCGUUUACUUCUGCUAUACGUGCUCUUCUUUUUGUCAAAUACUACUCUGUUCAAGUCAUUCGUUUAUGAGGACUGGACCAUCAAUCUACUUUCCGACGCCACACAAUCCGCACCCCGUGACUGCGAUCUUUUUUGAUCCCUCUCGUUCCGCUAUCUUCAAUCGACUGAUAAUUCUCUUCUAAUCUAGGUUUCUUCUCCGGCAGACCCUGCGCUAC